GCUGCUCAUGCGCAGAGACGGAAGAUGGCGGCGGCACUGUGCAGAGGGGUCUGUCGGCUGGUAGUACCCAGAUACCAAUGUCACCCUGCGCUUUUCAGGGACUAUAGCGCCGGGCCGUCAUAUCAGUACAUUCUGGUGGAGCACAGAGGGCAGAGCCAUAGUAUUGGCUUCAUACAACUGAACCGACCGAAAGCACUGAAUGCCCUAUGUGACGGGCUGAUGACGGAGAUCCGCCGAGCUCUUGACUCUUUCGAAGAGAAUCCUCAGAUUGGGGCCAUUGUGAUCACCGGGAGUGAGAAAGCCUUCGCUGCUGGCGCAGACAUAAAGGAGAUGCAGAGCCGGACCUUCCAGCAGUGCUAUGCGGGCAGCUUCCUGGCCCAGUGGGACCGAGUCUCCACUAUGAAGAAGCCGGUCAUUGCAGCUGUCAAUGGCUUUGCCCUUGGAGGAGGCUGCGAACUUGCUAUGAUGUGUGACAUCAUCUACGCUGGAGAGAAGGCGCAGUUUGGGCAACCAGAGAUCCUGCUUGGAACCAUUCCAGGAGCUGGUGGUACCCAACGACUGACGAGAGCCGUCGGGAAAUCCUUGGCGAUGGAAAUGAUCCUUACUGGUGACCGCAUCAGCGCCCAAGAGGCCAAGGAAGCGGGACUUGUCAGCAAAGUCUACCCAGUGGACAGAGUCGUGGACGAAGCCAUCCUGUGUGGGGAGAAAAUAGCCCAAAACUCCAAACUCAUUGUGUCUAUGGCGAAAGAAGCUGUAAAUGGAGCAUUUGAAUUAUCUUUGUCGCAGGGCAACAGACUUGAAAAGCGACUUUUCCACUCUACAUUUGCUACUGAUGACCGUAAAGAAGGAAUGGGCGCUUUUGUAGAAAAGAGGAAGGCAAACUUUAAAGACCAAUAGAAUCUGACCGCUGGACCGCGCGCAAAUUUAGUUAUAAUAAUCCUCCAGAUGCACAAAUGCUCCGUAGCGAUAAUCUGCCAGUGUGAAGGUGCCGCUGAUUGCCCAAUGAAUGAGCAAAAUGCUUGUUCACGGGGUAAUAGCAUGGUUCAUGUGGACACCUAAGUAGUUGUUUGCUGGCAGCAGAUCGUGCUAUUCUGUACAUGUGAAUGCACCUUAAAGGGGCUUUUA
Molecule: messenger RNA, 1125 nt
Organism: Bufo bufo (common toad)
Lineage: Eukaryota; Metazoa; Chordata; Amphibia; Anura; Bufonidae
Gene: ECHS1
Product: enoyl-CoA hydratase, short chain 1
Exons: 2
Coding region: 25-897 (290 amino acids)
Biological process (GO): fatty acid beta-oxidation
Cellular component (GO): mitochondrion
Molecular function (GO): enoyl-CoA hydratase activity
Source: RefSeq, a predicted model, not a curated record